Messenger RNA from Cuscuta europaea, 588 nucleotides. NCBI's taxonomy places the organism in Eukaryota, Viridiplantae, Streptophyta, Magnoliopsida, Solanales, Convolvulaceae. The record is from the annotation of a GenBank genome assembly.
AUACGCCCCUCCAUCCCACAAAUUAAACAUAUCACCGAAUUACGGUUUACUUUCUCAAUCUCCGAAUUUCAACCAUUAAACAUAUAUCGGCGAUCUCUAUGGAUUACUACGGCGCCACCUUAAGCGACGGCUCAUCCAAUUCCAGCAGCGGCCACAGCGAUUACGCACUCGAUGAAUCGGCGGCGGUCGCCUGGUUUGGCAGCAUUGUGUCGGAGAACGCCAUCAUCGUUUUCGGCAGGCGCGGUUGCUCCAUGUGCUACGUCGUGCGGCAGUUGCUCUUAGGCCUCGGCGCUAACCCCACCAUUUACAACGUCGAUGAGGAGGACGAGGUCCCCGUCAUCGACCAGAUUUCUCGGUUUAUCAGCCGCACUGAACAUCAUGCCGUCCAACUGCAGCCGCUUCCGGCAGUUUUCAUCGGCGGGAAGUUUUUUGGUGGCUUGGAUGAUGUCAUGGCAGCUCAUAUUUCUGGCGAUUUGGUGCCUCAGCUUAUAAAAGCGGGUGCCCUUUGGCUUUGAGUCGCAUUUUUUAGUCUUUUUGUACUGAUAAUAAAAUGUAGGAGAUUUCUAUGCUGCCUUUGUUAAAAUGAAG